AUGCCGGAAGAUUUCAUAGCACCUGCAGGCGAACACGGGAAACAAAAGAACCUCAAGCAUGAACAACGAAAGAACCUUAUGCACAAACUUCAGGAGCAAAUGAAAAAAAAUAAUAGAAAACAAAUAAAUACGAGUGAUGCACAAAUGGAUAAUCUAGAAGACGUGGGCUCAGUAAAUGAAGAAGAUAUUCCGGAUCUGCCAGACGCAUUCCCGCAUCACAAAAGGUCCAAAUACAAACCAGAAGAGCCGAAGAUGCCCAAAUUAGAGGACGUUGAUUUUACGUAUUUAUCUCAACUUAUUCAUCGCGUGAAUGAAAGUCAGACUAAAAAUAAACUACCCUCGAUGCCGUUAGAUCUUAACAAGGAUUUAAAAGAACUUCAAAGAAUUCAGGCUCAACAAACACGUAGAACUUUCGAUUCUUAUAACUUACCACCUAUUAACGAUCAUCCUGAAGUCAAUCAACAAAGAAAUUUGCAUAAACCAGGAUCUGAUGACAUCUACUAUACUAAUUUAGGAAGGAAAAUAGCUGCUAUGAUACGCAAUGCAGACUUUAAAUUGAAUUCUCAAUUUAAAGAAGAAUCUGAACACCACCAACUUCCAUACCAUUCAGUACUUAAUGAAAACAGCCAAAUGCCUCAGGCGUAUUGGGAGCGCUCUGUCCGAUCUCCACUGAAGCAGUUAAGACCAUUUAGUAAUUACCUCGAAGAGGCACGUACUCUGAGGCAUAGUAAUGAAAGAAGUCUUCUGAACCUCGAAAAUGAGGUUGAAACAUUUGCAUCUACUCCUGAACCUCUAAGCUUACAAGAUCUUGAAAACAUUUUAAAUACUAUGCAAAAAGUACAUGCUCACAUUAAAUUGAGACAACCCUCGACUAACACGAAGCGAUCAGAGGUUAGUAUGAAUGUGAACUUAUUACCAAAUUACAUCAAACCCGAAAACUCUUACAGAAGAAUAUUAAAUGAGCCGAAAAAAGUUGAAUAUUUUCCAAUUUCCACUACAUCAACCCCCAAAGUGUACGCAAAGACACACGCACCCAACAUAACUAAUCUAACGGUCUUCCAUAAGGAGGAAAGUAAUUACAACUCACAGUUCCACGAUUACUGGAUGUAUUCUGGUAAUCAACAAGCAGUUAAACCGAUUCCGAUAUCUGUCUCUACAAGUAAGCCACUUCUACAUAAAACACAAAGUCAUCCUCAUCCUCAUUCUCAUCCUGACCUUCAUCCUCAUGUUCAGAAUCCUAUCAGACCGCUGUCCGUCAGUGCAGUGCUCCCGCAGAAUCCCUCCCCAACGAAGGUGCCGCGUACUGAACACCUGGCAUUUCUUAGAAGCAUGCCUUUAGUGAAACAGACUACUCCGAAAAGAUAUGAGCCAAUACUUGGAAAUAACCAUAACUUAAAUUACUUCACGGGUAACAAACAUCAUUAUAUGUUUGAACAAGGUUUAUACCCGCUUCUUACACCUUUUCGAAGACAAAUAAGAAGAAACUAUAGACAUCCUUCUUUUUUCCACCCUUCGUUACAUCACUUUGAAUUCUUCGAUUGA
This is a messenger RNA of Helicoverpa zea (corn earworm), 1542 nucleotides long. RefSeq lists its product as uncharacterized. The transcript is spliced from 3 exons. The coding region runs from base 1 to 1542 and encodes 513 amino acids. The record is from RefSeq and is a predicted model, not a curated record. NCBI's taxonomy places the organism in Eukaryota, Metazoa, Arthropoda, Insecta, Lepidoptera, Noctuidae.